Molecule: messenger RNA, 4239 nt
Organism: Rotaria socialis
Lineage: Eukaryota; Metazoa; Rotifera; Eurotatoria; Philodinida; Philodinidae
Source: the annotation of a GenBank genome assembly
AUGAAUGCAAUUUCGGUUGUUACACGUGAUAUAAAUGAAUUUCUAAAACAUCCAUUAGUUAUUUGGGCUGAGAGUUUUUUUGAUGCCGAGAAUAAAUUAUCAUAUGAACAAUUAAUUAAUAGUACAUGUUUUCAUGCUAUUAUUCGUUCAAUCGAUCCACGUUCACAAAAUUCUCGUUUACCAAAUGAAGCAACUGAUACAAUUAGUCGAUUAGUUAAUUUAGAUUUUAUUUUACGAAGUAUUCGAUCAUUUGUACAAGAUGUACUUCGCUAUAUAAUUGUGGCUAAACUGCCUAAUAUUUAUGUGAUUGCUCAUGAACCGUAUGCAGAGUAUUCAUUCGAUGAAAUCGAACGUUUAUUAUUACUUUUAUUUGCCUGUUCAGUAUCAGGUGGUGACCGAAAAGAUAUUCAUAUUCAACAUUUAACUAGAUUAAAUGAAUCGAUUCAACAAUCUCUUAUGCCACAUAUAGAAGAAUUAACAAAUGAAAUCAACACAAUUCUUCAACCACAAGAAUAUUUUUUUAAUGAUUAUUUUAAUACAGAUAACAAUAAACAACUUAAAUGUUUGUUUAUUAAUUUAAUGAAUUUACUCAAUGAACGUGAUCAUUAUUUUGAGGAAAUUCUUGAAUUAGAACAAGAUAAGCAGACGUUAAAACAACAGCUUGAAUUAUAUCAAUCGAGUUCAUCGAAUCUAUUAAAUAUUGGAUGUGGCAGUAACAGCAAUGGUGGUGGAACUAAUUUACAUUCAACACCAAGUCAAACAUCAUUGAAUACGUUUUUAAAUGAUCUUGAAACAAAAAAUCCUGGUAUUGAAAUAACGGAAUAUAAAACAAAAAUGCGUCAGAUGAAAUCGGAUUUAGAUGAUAAAAUGGAUACGAUUGAAACAAUGCGUGAAGAAUUUGAAUUAUUACAAACAGAAUUGAAUCGUGUUAAAAGUGAAAAUAUUGAGUUAAGUCAGAGUACUCGUUUGACAAGACUCUAUCGUGAUGAAAUCGAUACGCUGAAUGAGAAAUUAGGUAAAAUGGAAAAAUAUCAACAAGAAAUCGAAAGAUACAAGGAACGUUUUCAUGAUUUCGAUACAUUAAAAAAUCGAUUUGAAGAAUUACAAAAUGAGAAUCAACUUCUUGCUCAAGCUCGUUCACAUCUUGAACAGCAAAUUGAAGAAUAUCGAUAUCGUAUAAAUGAAAUGCUUCAAAGUGAAACGGAAAUUAAAAAAUUUAAACAUGACAUUGAAACUAUAACUCACGAACGUGAUAUGAUACAAGAAAAACUUUCCAAUCUACUUGAAGAUAAAGUUCGCCUUGAAUUAGAUUUACAUUCAACUACACAUACAGUUGAUUCGUUAAGUAACGAAUUACAUCAUGUUAAAUCUCGCCAAGAUUUUGAUGAAUCACGUUCAUUGUCAAUAUCAUUUCAAAUUCAACAAACAAUUAAAAAUCGUCUACUAAAAUAUGACAUUGACAAUAAACAAUUAAGUGAUCAAUUAACCGCAUUGAAGGAACGUUACGAUAUUGAUAUGCAUAUGAAACGUAUUGAUGAAGAAAAACAAAAUAUUCAUAUACAACUAUUAAAUGAACAAAUAAAUGAAUAUUUAAAUAAUGUUAAAUGUUUAGAAAUAAAAAAUGAUCAAUUAGCCAAGGAAAAAUUAGCUUUACAAAAUCAACUGCAAGACAAUAAAAUUGAUUUCGAAAAAACACGUUCGGAAUUAGAAGCGAAUAAUAAACAUCUAAAGUUAACAUUAAAUAGUAUUCAACAACGUGAACAAAUGGAAACAACAGCGAAAUUUCAAGAUAUUGAACAAGAAAAUAAACGAUUUCAAGACAGAAUUGGUGAACUAAUGCAACAAAUCAGUCAAUUACAAAUCGAACAUGAUCAUUUAACAAUAGUUAAAGAACGUGAAUGUUCAUUAAACGAACGUAUUAUCAAUCUUCAAUUGAAAUACGAUCAAUUAGCACGUGAACAUUUGACAGUUGAAAAACGUUGUGAAAUGUAUGAAAAAAAUUUAAAACAUUAUGAAACUCUUGAACAUAAUUAUCUUGAAUUAAAACAUAACAAUGAAUGUUACAGUCGACAAAUCGCACAUGUGAAUCAACUUGAAAAAGAAUUUAUUGACAAAAAUCUUCAAUAUGAACAGCUGGAAAAAGAAAAUAUCGAUUUAAAAAAACAAAUAAAACAAUUAAAUGAAUGUCUUUUGAAUGAAGAAGAAACAAAUCGACAAUUAAAAAAUGAUUAUUUACUUAUAAAACAACGUUACAAUGAAGAACAAUUCGAGCAAUUAACUAAGAAAUUAAAUGAUGCUUGCGAUUUAACAAGACAAAUACAAAUUAAAUUAAAAAGAAAACAAGACGAAACUGAUCACUUGAAAAAAACACUUUCGAAUAACGAAACCAUGAUUGAAAAGUUAAGAAAUGAUUUAAGACAAGAAGCCCAAUUGCGAGAAGAACUGCAGCAAAGAUGUCACACUGAUACUUCACAAGAAAUAAAUGAUAGCGAAGAAAAGAAAAAAAACUAUGAAAUGGCUGAUAUGCAACUACGUUUGGAUCUGGCUUUAAAAUCCGAUAAAGUUCACGCAUCUAUUCAACGUUCAUUAAAAGAAACCAUAGAAACUCUUAAUCAUCAUAUACAAGAUUUACAAUCAGACAAAUCUCGUUUACAAUCUGACCUGCAACAAGCAACAUUACGUAUUGAAACAUUGCAAACUGAAAAUCUCAAGCAACGCCAAGUAAAUGAACAACUUGAAAAUGAUCGUAUGAUGUCAUUAAAUUCAUGUCAACAUUUUCAACAAACUAAUGAUCAAUUAAUUAAUGAUCAUGACCAAUUACAAAAACUUUAUACAAAACUUGAAAAUGAAUUCGAUACAACAAUAAAUCAAUUGACUGAUCAGCGUACAACAAAUCGAAUGUUAACAAAAGAAUGUAAAUAUUUACAAAUUGAAUUAGAUACAAUUGUGAAAGAAAAACAAAAUCUACUAAAUCGUAUUAGUUAUCUAUUGAAACAACUUCAUCAGUACGAAUCUAAAUUAGCCGAUCAAAAACCUCUCGAUGAACAGUAUGUAUUAUUACAACAACAAUAUCAAUCACGAACAGAUGAUUUGCAAGAUACAAUGAAUAUGAAUCAAAAUCUAAAACAACAAUUAGAUGAAACUAAAUUGGAAUUGAGUAAAUCAAGAAGUGAUUUAGCUACAAUACAAAUGAAAUAUACAAGUAUUAAUGCUGAGUAUACAAAUUUAAUAAUGAGAUAUGAAUUUCUUGAACAGCAAACUGAACGAGCCGAAGAAGAAAAAAGCCAAUUAAUUGAGCAAUUGCAUAAUCUUGUACUACAAAAUCAAAAUGUUCUUACACAAGCAUUAAGUAAUAAAGAUCUAUUUCACGAAGAAGCCCGAGGUUAUUUAGAACAACUUCAUUCAUUAAUGAGACAAAAAGAACUGCUUGAAAUGAAAAUUAUGGAACAAUAUAAAAAUAUGCCUAUCCAUAAACCACGCCGAUCUCGUGGUCUUAUUCAAUCUGUUUCACGAAAAACUCGACAUAUUCUCGAUCGUUUGGCUAAUCGUCGGCAACGUACAUCAUCAGCUGAUGGGCAACUUUAUCUUGGAGAUUCAAUUGAACGCGCAAUGAGCCCAUCAUUGUCCUCAGUUGACAACAAUGGUACACCAUUAUCUCAUGCACGAUCGACAACACCAGAUGUUAUUUCAUCGAGUUUAACCUCUGCACGCCAAUAUCAAACGCCUAUUUCAGAUCUAUUAAAAAAGAAACAACAAGAAACAAAUCAGCAUCAUCAAUCGACAGAUAGUCUAGCUGAUUCAUCAUCCAAAGAAGAAGAAGAUCCAACUCGGGCCAUUGAUGAGUCUGCAGCGAUGGCUAAGUCAUCAACUCCAAUUCGUGCUACAUUACCAUCAAAAGCAACAGAAUUUAUUUUAAAUAAUCAUCGUCAAUCACCAUUCCGUCCAAUUCGAGAUUCACCAGGUCUUCAACAUUCUCUGCAUGAUGUUUCAUCGCCUACAGUAAAUCAACGUCGAUGUUCAUCAACACAAUCAUUUCUUGUACAUCCAAAUCAAAAUAUUAAUCAAAAUAUUCAUAGCUCAAUGCGUCGACAUCGCUUACGUCCAUCCAUCAUUUCUUCACCUCUUUCAUUACAACAGCAACCAUUACCUGAACAACAACAACCACCACCACAACAACAGCAGCAGCAACCAACAUCAUUUAAUGAUCAUGUUUUGAUAACUGAAUUUGGUGCCAUUUAA